This is a messenger RNA of Trichoplax adhaerens, 1107 nucleotides long. RefSeq lists its product as uncharacterized. Gene Ontology annotation, molecular function: G protein-coupled receptor activity. The transcript has a single exon. Lineage: Eukaryota; Metazoa; Placozoa; Uniplacotomia; Trichoplacea; Trichoplacidae. Gene Ontology annotation, biological process: G protein-coupled receptor signaling pathway. Bases 1 to 1107 code for a protein of 368 amino acids. The record is from RefSeq and is a predicted model, not a curated record. Gene Ontology annotation, cellular component: membrane.
AUGGAGAGCUUAAAUGUUUCUAAAGAAGAUGGUAGUAAUAUUACCAACUCUGCAAAUCCUACUCUAGAUACGGCUAUGGUUUUAAGAGCUGGACCGGUGAUCUUGAUAUUAGUUGGUUUUAGUAUCAUCCCCAACACUGUUAUUGUGGUAGGUACUCAAUUGAAAAAAUCGUUACGUAAAAAAACGUAUUAUUUUAUACGUAAUCUAGCAUGCUGUGAUUUACUACUUGCUCUAUCAGUAAUAACUUCACUAAGUACUACGUUUACGGCAAGUAGAAGUCCGAUUCCAUAUCACACUUUCAAUAUGAUUUGUAAAUUCUUGAUCGUUUUCCCAACUUAUUGGUCCUAUACAGCUUCUGUACAAACACUGGUUAUUAUCAGUAUCGAGCGUUAUCGCGCUAUUUAUCGACCCACAAAAAAAGUAACGCCUAAAAAGGCUAAAUUACUUUGCGUCUUAGCAUGGCUUGUCUCGUUCUUAAUUUCACUACCAUUCCUCUUCUCAGCUACAUCAGUCCAAAAUCAAUGUGCUCAAUUUCCAUCUCAAUCGCGUUGGGCUAUUAUUGUCAAUGUGAUCUUAAUUAUAUUUCAGUUUGUAAUUCCGAUGAUCGUUAUGAUUACUGCUUAUAUUCUAAUAUUUCGUAAACUUCGGAUAAAGACAACAUCGAUUACACGCGAAUCUGCUAAUAGUAGAAAUCUAAAGCGUAAGACUACUUCUAUGUUACUUGCUACGACAGUAACAUUUUUGUUAUGUGCUUUACCUUGGACCUUAAUGUUGCUUUUGGAGGCUGUCACUGGUAAAUUUUCAUCUCAGUUUUUUAAUGAUCAUAGUAAUUUAGGACAGAGAGCGAUUGCAAUACUAGGUAGAAUAUCAAUGCCUAUAUCGACGAUCUACAAUCCAGUCAUUUACUGUAUUUACAAUAGAAAAAUUCGACAAUUACUGUUUCCAUGCUACUAUUACUAUCGAAGCAAAAAUAACUCAAUUGCUGCGGCUAGUGGGCUUCUAUCUCAAGAAAAGAAAAGCAACUAUGAUAAUAAGAUGGUAAGAUUAUCUCUACAAAAUAAUUUCAGGGAAGGCAUAUCAAGCUUAACUGUAGUUACCGUUACUUAA